UGCUGGUGUGAAUUGCUAAUGACUAGCUACCUACGUAGCAUCUAGCUAGCUAACAGUAACUGUCCAUUUUAGAGGGUUGUGACGGCUUCGAUUAUUAGAUUUUUCUUCUCAUUUAGGACUUACCACUCAGUUAAAGAUGUUUGAAGAGGCUAGUGAGGUGUUUGACAAUAUGUUCAAGUCAUCGUUUCCCUUGACUUUCAUUGUAUUUAUCCCAGCGGUUCUGAUUUUAGUGUCACCACUUCCAGCCGAAGCGGCACAUGAAUUCACCGUGUACCGCAUGCAACAAUAUGACCUGCAGGGACAACCGUACGGUACAAGGAACGCUAUCCUCAACACAGAGGCUCGUAGCGUGGAAGCGGAGGUGCUAAGUCGUCGCUGUGUAAUCAUGCGGCUUGUGGACUUUUCCUACGAGAAGUACCAGAAGGCCUUGCGGCAGUCGGCAGGUGCUGUGGUCAUCAUCCUGCCCAAGAACAUGUCCACGAUGCCGCAGGAUAUAGUCCAGCAGUUCAUGGAGCUGGAGCCAGAGAUGCUAGCCACGGAGACUAUUGUCCCUGUGUACUUUGCUCUGGAGGACGAGGAGCUGCUGUCCAUCUACACCCAGACGCUCACCUCCUCCUCAUCCCAGGACUCAUCCUCCGCUGCUGAAGUGCUGCUUCACACAGCCACGGCCAACGGCUUCCAGAUGGUGACCAGUGGAGCCCAGAGCAAAGCUGUCAGUGACUGGGCCAUCACCAGCCUGGAGGGACGUCUAGCGGGAGUGGGAGGAGAGGACCUGCCCACCAUCGUGCUGGUUGCCCACUAUGACUCCUUCGGCGUGGCCCCGUGGCUGUCGUACGGAGCUGACUCUAACGGCAGUGGUGUGUCCAUGCUGCUGGAACUGGCUCGUCUCUUCUCCAGACUGUACACGUACAAGAGGACGCAUGCUGGGUACAACCUGCUGUUCUUUGUGUCAGGGGGAGGAAAGUUUAACUACCAGGGCACCAAGCGCUGGCUGGAGGACAACCUGGAUCACACAGACUCCAGUCUGCUGCAGGACAACGUUGCGUUCGUCUUGUGUCUUGACACCCUGGGUGAUGAAGACCACCUGCACCUGCACGUGUCCAAGCCCCCCAAAGAGGGCACGCCCCAACACACCCUGCUGAAGGAGCUGGAGACGGUGGCAUCCAGCCAGUACCCUGAGGUCAAGUUCUCCAUGGUUCACAAGAAGAUCAACCUGGCGGACGACACGCUGGCCUGGGAACACGAGCGCUUCGGUAUCCGCCGCCUGCCGGCCUUCACGCUGUCCCACCUGUCGAGUCACCGCGAGGCGCGACGCUCCAGCAUCAUGGACGUGCGGUCAGUGUCCCCCUCCUCUCGCCAUGGAGCAGGAGAGCCUCCUGCUGGGCCUCAUGUGGACGUGCAGAAGCUGGGCAGGAACACCAAGCUGAUAGCUGAAGCUCUGGCCCGCGUCAUCUACAACCUCACUGAGAAGGGGGCUCCAGGAGACCUGCAGAUCUUCACUGAGCAGAUGCAGGUACAGGAGGAUCAGCUGUCGUCAGUAGUUGAUUGGCUGACAGCCCAGCCCAGAGCAGCCCAGCUGGUGGACAAGGACAGCAGCGUGGUCAGCACCCUGGAGUACCACCUGGGGCGCCACCUGAAGGACGUACGACGCCACUACGUCAAAGCAGACAAGAGGGACCCUGAGUUUGUGUUCUAUGACCAACUCAAACAGACCAUGAACGCCUACAGAGUGAAGCCAGCCAUCUUCGACCUGCUGUUGGCGCUCUGCAUAGCAGCCUACCUGGGGGUCAUGUACCUGGCCAUACAGCACUUUGGGAUCCUCUACAGUGUGGUGCGUAGGAUCACCCAGCCCAAGACCAAGCAGCAUUAAGCCACUCCCACUUCCUCCAGGCUCCGCCCCUUCAAACAGCGUCAUCGAGCUCCAGCCAAUCACAGACAGGACUCUGAACAUGCAGAUCUCUCCAUCUCUCUGUCUAGAAAUUGCCUUUUCUUUCUUCCCUCUCUGAAAAUGAAACGAUGUCAAAACCUUUCUCUCUCUCUUUGUGCCAGUCAGUCUAGUGUCCUGUCGACUGAUCCAUCAGAGUUUCUCUAUGAUUCUUCACCUUUUCACCCAACAGCAUUACCACCAGACAUACUACAGACAUAGUAUUUGAAUUCCUUUUAAAUACUUUGACCCAUGCAUGAUUUAACAAAACCAGAGGCCAAACCCUCAUAAAUUGAAAGCCUCAGAUCAGCUGCUUCAGCCAGGGUCAAACUAAAUGAAUUACUUUUAAAAGAAAUGUCUAAUGCUAUUAUUUGGCCAUCACAUGUCAUUACUGGUGUCUUCUCGCCCUCUCUGUCUGAAUGGAUGCUCUGCUCAUUUGGCUUCCAUAUUUACAUGCCUUUUUAUAUGACCUUUGCCCGAGUCUAAUCUCAAAUUAAUCUAAGUUGUUUACUCAAAUGUAAUGUGAACUAGUGUGUAGAUGACUCCCGGCCUCGUCUAUUGACCUCAGUAGGAAGGUCAAGUGGUUAUGACACCGCAUCCAGAAACGGAUGAAUACAAAGAUAAAAAUUGUUUUAUUUGAUAAAUACGUCCUUUUCCACUGCUUCUUAGAUACGUUAGUUAGUUAUUGUGUGUGACUUGACACGUGACUUGAUGUGUGACUUGCUUCGACUUCUCCAGAUUUACUCCAGAUCAGCCGACCAGCUGUUCAUAGUCUUGGUCUUCUUUAACCUACAGACCAGUACGAGGUCUACAUUCCAACAUGUCCGCCUGCCCCCCCCCCAUCCUGUUUGGAUCAAAACAUGUCCUUGGCUACACUUUGUCUUGUUUGUGCCAUAUCCGCAUGUGGAACGGUGUUGAAACAACUCCCCCCCCCCCCCCCCCCCCGCCUCACUGCACCCCCGCUGUCGAGCAUGAACCUGCUGACACAGGCUGGGGGGAGGAGGGGGGAGGAGGGGGGAGAAGCGUACUGACUGAUACUGACCUUUUGGAGCAGCACUUAAGCUGACCUGGAGUAACCCUGGACUGGUCGUCAUGGAAGCCUGGGGUCCAAUCAAACCACAUGAUGGCCCAUUACCACAAAAAUACACACAAUUAAAUACAUUUCAUUGUAUCAGUUUAAUCUAUAUAUAUGUGCGUAUAUAUGAUCACAGAAGAGUUCUGCUUGUUCGGUGCAGGUGUAUCUUGUGAAGAUAAGGAAAUGUAAGUUCACUGAAAGACCGUCAUGAGCGUUUGAUUGAAUCCCAGUCAAGGGAAGGUUACACUGAGUGUGUUAGUGGUUAGUCUUAUCCAGUAACACAAACAUUAUUAUGUGGGCAUUAUAGACACCUGCUGUUGCCUUGUAUGAUGUUAAUGGACUUGGCAGAGUCUCCUGAUUGGUCCAGCGGCCCACCCAGCCCACACCCUGCUGGGGGGGGGGGGGACUGAGAAAACUCAGUUUUAAUUUAUUGCAGCUGAAGAUGCUGACUCAUGCACUGAUAUAUAACCCCUCUUCUUACUUCUGUCAUUGAGACCCUGCCAGUCCCUCAUGUUGUACUUGUUCCAGCUCUGGCUGUUGUGCCUGCUCCACAAACAUCUGAUUUCAUUCAACAUGACAUUGAACAUGAAUAAACAAAUACGUCUUAUUUGUUGAAA
Messenger RNA from Hypomesus transpacificus, 3616 nucleotides. It is a transcript of the gene ncln, whose product is annotated as nicalin. The transcript is spliced from 15 exons. Gene Ontology annotation, biological process: regulation of signal transduction. Gene Ontology annotation, cellular component: endoplasmic reticulum membrane. Lineage: Eukaryota; Metazoa; Chordata; Actinopteri; Osmeriformes; Osmeridae. The record is from RefSeq and is a predicted model, not a curated record. Bases 137 to 1870 code for a protein of 577 amino acids.